Molecule: messenger RNA, 1608 nt
Organism: Monopterus albus (swamp eel)
Lineage: Eukaryota; Metazoa; Chordata; Actinopteri; Synbranchiformes; Synbranchidae
Product: granzyme B-like
Exons: 5
Coding region: 823-1584 (253 amino acids)
Biological process (GO): proteolysis
Molecular function (GO): serine-type endopeptidase activity
Source: RefSeq, a predicted model, not a curated record
UUAAGUGCAGUACUUGAGUAAAUGUACUUAGUUACUUUUCACCUCUGUCCAUCUCCACACAGGACCUCUGAAGCUCUAUGAUAAAGGCCUUUCUUGCUUUGUCACUCAGUUUGGCCAGAUUCCAGGAAGAAUGCUGGUGGAUACAAACAUCUUCCAUUUCACAACUAUUGGGGCCACUUUGCUCCUAUAAAAACUCAAAGCUUUAGAAACACUUUUAUACCCUAGCCCUGAUCACUGCCUGCUCAUAAUUUUAUCAUGGAGGUCUACACUGAGCUCCUUGGACUUUAUGACUUGGUUUUUGUCCUGACAUGAAUUGUGGGACUUUAUAUAUACAGGGGUUUCUGAACUAUGUUCAGUUCAAUUUGCCACAGGUGGGACCUCAGUAAAGUACAUGUCAAACAAAGAUGCAUAUGACGACAGUUUGGAGAGCCACAGCAAAGGCAUCUAAGAGAUUUUAGUUUUUGGUCUUUAAUAAAUUCUAAAAUAUGCUUGCACUUUGCUAUUAUGAGUUACUGAAAGUAGAUUGAUGGCCGAAAAAGGCAGUUUUAUCUGUUUAAAUUUAAAUCUUCACAGUUAAGCAUGGCAAAACUACUUUGAGGCCACUUCACGUAUACCGGUUCAAAUGACAAGUCAAUAGUUAUCUGCUUUCAUAAAAGGGGUCUCACUCAUGUUGCAGUAGAAAUGUGUGAUCUCAACUCGUCUGUGCAAGAGCAAAUUUGUCACACGCCCACAAAGUUUCCGUUGUGGGAGUUGGAGAGCUGACUACAAAAGGUGGUAGGGGGAGCAAUUCCAGCCAGACUGUUCAGCUUUUACUUCUGUACAAUGGCCAUGAUGCACACAUUCUGCAUUUUAUUUUCCUUUCACCUCCUCUUCCUUACAGGGGCCUCUGGAAGUGGCAUAGUGGGUGGAAAGGUUUCAAAGCCUCAUUCCAGACCCUACAUGGCAUCACUCCAGUUUCGCAGACAUCAUUCAUGCGGCGGGAUACUUAUUCGAGAGGACUUUGUUCUAACUGCAGCACACUGCAAAAACAAAAAUGAGAAAAUGACAGUGGUACUUGGAGCACAUAACAUAAGCAAGGAAGAAAAAAGCCAGCAGUGGAUCCAAGUGGCUAGUUACCAUCCACAUCCACAAUACACUCGAGAAGUUGAUUAUGACAUAAUGCUACUAAAGUUACAAAAAAAAGCCACACUGAACAAGUACGUGCAAGUCAUCGGACUACCUAGGAAAGAUGGGAAAAUCCCAGCAAAUAUUAAAUGUACUGUUGCUGGCUGGGGCAUCACUGGAGCUGGAAGGUCUUCCUCAGAUGUACUGAAGGAAACCACAGAGAAGAUGCAAUUCAGCUUUGAGUGCAGAAACAAAUGGAAAGAACACUUCAACAGCAGUCACAUGAUAUGUACCACAUUUAACAGAAAGAAUGGAGGGGUUUGCCAGGGUGAUUCAGGUGGACCACUUCUCUGCAACAGCAAGCCUAUGGGUAUAACAGCCUUUACCUUUAAAGACGACUGCAGUGAUCCCAAGUAUCCCCAUGUCUUCACCAAAAUUAAUUUCUUUCUUCCCUGGAUUAAGAAGAUUAUGCAGGGAUAGAUGCAGGGAUAGCUGCUAUUUAGA